AGCACUUUGUACCACAGGCAGAUAGUGAGAGGGAGAGAGAAAGAAGAGUGUGGCAAGAGAGAGAGAGAGAGAGAGAGAGAGAGAGAGAGAGAGAGAGAGAGAGAGAGAGAGAGAGAGAGAGAGAGAGACGGAGGCAGCAGAGAGAGAGAGAAGAGCAGAAAGUUUGUGUACAAAGAUUUCUUCCCACCCACCCCUCUUCCACCAAACGAAAAAAAAGUAUUGUUUCACCUGAGAGCUUUGGUGAUAAAAGGAAUGAGAGAGCGAGAGUGCUAGAGCUGCUCAGCGCUUUUCAAUACCUCAGAGUUAGAGGAAAGUUAGCAGUUUGCUCUGCUUCAGUUUAGAACUGCAAGCAAUUGGCAGCGCAGCUGUCUCUCCCUGUAGCGGACUGAAAAGGGGCUACUGGCUAAGGAGAAACAACAACACAAAGUUUGACUUAGGAGUUUCUGAAAAAUUAAAAGCAGCUCAGGGUGGAAAAGACUUUCAUACUGGCGUUCUGAGUUAAUGUUUUUCUUUCUUUCCUCCUUUCAUUAAGCCCGUGCUCUGCUGCACUGAGGCAACUCUACCAGAAGAGACAGGGCACCAUGAGUUUUUAAGGAGCAGCACUUUGUUUUUGUUUUAAUUAUUAUUGUUAAUGAGGGCACAGGGCAUGACGAGGGAACUCAAGGGAAGCCUCUGAAGAGCAGCAGCAAGCAAGAUGGGUCUCUUAAGUGUGGACCUGUUGAUCACCCUUCAAAUCCUGCCGGUUUUUUUCUCCAACUGCCUCUUCCUUGCUCUCUAUGACUCGGUGGUCCUCCUAAAGCACAUGGUGCUUCUUCUGAGCCGCUCCAAGGCUGCACAUUGCGAGUGGCGAAGGAUGCUCACGUCGGAGGGGCUGCGCUGCGUCUGGAACAGCUUCCUUCUAGAUGCCUACAAACAGGUGAAACUGGGCGGAGAAGCACCUAACUCCAAUGUGAUCCACAUACCCAAUGGUACCAGUGACAGCAGCAGCAGCAGCAGAUGGAAAAGCUCUGGGGGGAAGUUCGGCACCGAGUGCCACCUAUUAGACUUUGCCAAAUCGGAGCGCCCGCUGGUGGUCAACUUCGGCUCAGCCACCUGACCCCCCUUCACAAACCAGCUGUCAGCCUUUGGCAAGCUGGUGGAAGAGUUCUCCAGUGUGGCUGACUUCCUGUUGGUCUACAUUGAUGAGGCUCACCCAUCAGACGGCUGGGCUGCUCCUGGUAUCUCCUCCUCAUUCGACGUCAAGAAACAUAGGAACCAAGAAGACAGGUGUGCAGCUGCUCACCAGCUUUUGAAGCGGUUCUCCUUGCCGCCUCAGUGUCAGAUAGUGGCAGACUGCAUGGACAACAAUGCAAACGUGGCCUACGGGGUCUCCUUUGAGCGUGUGUGUAUUGUACAAAGACAAAAAAUUGCCUACCUAGGGGGCAAGGGCCCCUUUUUCUACAACCUCCAAGAAGUUCGACUUUGGCUGGAGCAGAACUUCAGGAAAAGAUGAAGUGUCCAGACUUACUAGAGGAAACUACGUUGCACAUAGUGCCCCUUUAAAGCAAUGCGAAAGGGAAAGAAAUUGCACCCUGUUUUGGAUAGGCUUUUUUUUUUGGCCUGUUACUGAACAGCAGGCCAAAUCAUAUGGCCAGAUGAACACAACAGACCAUAAAAGCAAAACGAAACCUGAAUUCCCCGUCAUCUUCCCAAAAGGGAGCUGAGAGAAGCGUUCUGUUUGGGACAGAAAGACUGGUGAGAUGAGAUUCAUGUGCCAUGAGCAGGUGAUCUUUGUGUUGAGGUGUUUGAUGCAGAAGGAGCCAAAAGCAUCGCUUCUAGAACAGUUUGUUGAAAAGGCUAUACCACCACCUGAAGGGGUAUCUCUUUGCCCUCUUGUGUUUGUCCUGCUGAAUUCAAAUGUAGCAAAUUUAGAAAUAGAACUGUUCCUUUUUGAUAGAGAGGGUAUGGCUUUAUAGAUACUGCGAGUUCCAGCAUCUGCUACAAACUGGCUAGUCAGUUGACCUCUUUUUUUGCUGAAAGUAUUGGUGUUCACAACUAGAAAUCUUUCUGCAGUAUUGUACAGCUGCAAUUCAGAAAGCUUUUAAUCUAAACAGGUGAUUUGAUGCUAGCUGGUUUUCAUGCUUUUGAAACAAAGAGUUUCAGCUUAUACAUCCGUGCAUAAGCCCUGCACUGUGGUCUUCAGAUCUUAAGGAGACUUAAAGAUUUCACAGCACCACCCAGCAUGAAAAACACAUAUGCCUGUUUUAAGAUCAUAGGCCAUAUCUCAAAAUCUAACUUCGUGAUAAUGUUGUGGCAAAGCAGUUCACUUUGCACCGGAUCACUUCAGACAACCCAGUUCCACUGGAUUCCCACCACUUAGAGGCAGCACCGGGGUGGGGGGAUGACUUGUUAGUUUGAAUUCACCCCUGGGCUAUUUUGCCUUGCCAAAGCCAACUUACAUAAUGAAAAUGUUCAUUGUGUAAGAUAAGGUGAUAGUCCUGCCAUGCCUGAGCUUGAAUGCAUCCAAGAUAGCUGGCUCAUGUUAUCUGUUUCACACAUCCGAGAGUCACAGUUAUCUUGUGUGAGAAAAAUCUGCUAAGAUAACUCACUUGGGUCUCAGAUCAUCAAAGACAAAGUGUUCUUAUCGUGUCAGCAUAGACCUUGUAUUCUCAUCAGACGAAGAAUUUAGGGAACAGUCACAUGGCAGCAUUUUUUUAAUAUGCAGUUCCACUUGACCACACCCAGUUGGGAGAUCAGAAAAUGUUGCCUUCUGGGAUCCCGCCGAUGAAAAUUCUGCAGCCUCUGCUGAGUCCGCACCAGACUAUUCAGCUGUGUGGACCAGCACAGGCAAAAUAACACUAUCAGGGACAGCAUGUGCUGAUACUGUGUGUCUGAUCUCAUCAUAAAGAGCCACAUAAAUGUGCCCUUAGGAUUGCUAUGUGCUUAACAUUAUGCCUGCACUCAGAUAAUCUCUGAACAGGGAAACUCAUGUGCUCUGUGCUGUCAGAUUAUCUCCAUGUAGGAAAAAUAUUGUGUGUGUGUGUGUGUGUGUGUGUGUGUGUGUGUGUGUGUGUGUGUGUCGUAAUCUUUAGAAAGAGAGUGAGGGAAGAAAAGUAAGGCAGGAGUAAGGCAAGAAAGAAAACACAGGACAGAAACUUCGUUGUGGGAGAGCCAUUACGACAUUUCGGACAUUGGGACCAUUUGUGAAUUCCUGCACCUGGGCUUUCUUGGACUGGGUGUAUGUGUGUUCACAACCUCGCAAGGCCACAUCCUAGAAGCAACCUUGGUUUAACACUAGCUUUGGAUGCAUGGAACUGAGACCAUUUAUUAAUCAAAACAAAAUUGAAAAAUUCCUUCCAGUAGCACCUUAGAGACCAACUAAGUUUGUUAUUGGUAUAGUUGGUCUCUGAGGUGCUACUGAAAGGAAUUUUUUUAUUUAGUUUCGACUAUGGCAGACCAACAUGGCUACCUACCUGUAACUAGAAUUUAUUACGGUAAUCAGUGUGCUUGCUUGCUUUUCUGAAGAGAAACAGCAGCCACAGGAGCAGCUGCAACAACAACAACAACAACAACAACAACAGUACAGUUAGGAUUAGAAGUUGCUGUGUGUUUAGUAGGUGCUCUUUAAAAUAAUAAUAAUUUAUUGCAUUUAGAAGCCAUGAUGCAGAUUGUGUAUUUUUGUGUGCGGGUGAAAAGGAAAGGGGAUAGGGAGGGGGAUACACACCACUUUACCUCAUUGGUAUUGAAACUUUGUCCAUUAGUUAAAUGUGGUUGCGUCGAUAUUCCCCUCCCUUCUGUUCUAGAAGUUUGCAAUUAGUUUUUAAUCAGAUUAGUUCAGUGAAGUUAGUUCAGCAUGAAAGAGGUUUCACCCUCAGGGCUGAUGAAUUGCAGAGCUGCAGAGGGCCAGCUGCCUUCACCCAGCUUCAUUUUCUAAGGAGCUUCCUUGGAAAAUUCAUGUCAGCCUCAUAGGUACUACUUUCCUUCCCCUUCCCCUCCACCACCAUUUCAAGCGUGAUGAAGACUAGAAAUACAAUAGUUGGUAUGAGUUUUUCAGGAAUGGAAGAGGAGGGUAAUGGUUUUGAAAGCUGAGCACAAGCCACCUUAAAACAAAACAAAACAGGGGAAGCAAAGCAAUUUACAUCAUUGGUGGAAACCAUUCACCCAAUACCCAGAAGUGUUCCUUCCUCACCUUCAUUUAUGUUGCCUCCUUAUUUGUAGAUUCAGCCUAUCUUUUGGUUUUGAUGUUGGCCAGUCCAGCUCAUGCACAUGGCAUUUUUAGAACGUGCUUCUCUCCACUGCAGGUAUGCAAACAUGACAGUGUGGUAUGAAUGCUAUCCCCCCCCCCAUUUGUCCUCUUUCAUUCCUUUCCUCCCUUAUGCAGACGCACAGCACUUGGCCACACAAAUACCGAGAGAGGGUUUUGGAGAAGCUGACAGGAUGAAUGAAGUGUGGAAAGCUGGCAGUUGGAAGACGUAGGGAAGGGGCGUGCUCUUGGGGUCGAGGGUAUUGCAUAGAUGUAAGGGCUUGAGGAGGGAAGUAAAGAGGGACCGUGUUAGGGAAGGUGGGCUUCUUUAGCUCGGGGUGAAGAAGAUACUACUGCAAAUAAGGGGGGGGAAUAGACACAGGGACAAUGGUCAAUAUGGAAGGAAUGGAGGUCUGCCCCAAACGUAGCCUAUUGGCAGGUACACGAGGCAGUGGUAUUGUCUACACUUCUGCAUGUCUCAUGCCCAAAAUGACAUGUCCGAGUGGUGUUCUGCUCAAAGCAUUCCUUUUCCCCCCGAGAAAAAUCUGUCUUUAGUGCUAAAUCGGUGCAAACAUCAAUCCAGAGAAAACCCAAUUUUCCAUUUGCUCCGAUUGAGCACUAAAGAGCAGUUUUCCCCAGGGGAAAACAGUGGUUUAAUAGGAAGUAUGGAUGACCCCCCCAUUUCUUAGCUGAUUCUUUUAAAAAACAGCAACAACAAAUCAAGAAAUAAAUAUUAGUACAUAGCCUGAUUCUACCCUUGUGAAGAAUAGUAGCAAUUAUCAGAUUAACUGUGUUCUCAACUAUAUUUAAUCAGAAGUAAGUCCUACUGAUUUCAAUUGACUUACUGUCCAGUGACUGCAUGUGGGAUUGCCACCUAAUUCAUUUUAUCCAGUAUCCUGUUUCAAAUAGCCGUCAGGUUUUAUUAUAGAGGCAAAUUCAAAAAUCCAAUUUAUGGCUUUUUCCAGAACAAUUUAGCAGUGUUCAGUGACUGUUAAUGCUUAUCUUUUAAAACCAUGAUGGAGACACAGUUAAGCACUUUAUGCACUGUGUUAAAGAGGUGCUGUGCAGCACAAUCCUAAAUGGGUUUACCUGGAAGUGAAACCCAUUAGGUUCGAAGGGCCUGAAUCGCCAAAGUCUACAUACUGUAAUGCCAAAGUAAGACCAAAUGUGUUCAAUGGGCCUCACAAGUCAAUGUGCAGCUUGCAGCUGCACCUCUGGAUAUAAUCAGUGUCUUAACAUUUCAAGAAGUUCAUUUAGUGGGCUGUACAAUUCCAAAUAAUUUAUUUGAUCGCAUUCAAAUUUGCUGUCCUAUCAUUUCACAGAAUGUUCCUUUCUCUCAGAGUGUUAAGGAAAAUGAGGCAUUUGGUUCCAUUAUUGUUUCCUUACACAACCACAACCUUGUUGCCUUUUUUUUUUUAAGUCCCUCCAUGUUUUUGAUCUUUUUUAUCCUAUUUUGUUUUUUUUGGCAAAUACUCUGUUUUCAUGCUGGUGAACAUAAAACACAAGUCACUAUUCUGGAUGGUGACAGAAGUUGGUUUGCAUGUUUAUGCUCUUUAUAUUCAUUCAUCAGGCUUUUUUUUAACAUUUCAAAAAAAAUUGUCAAAAAUUCCAAUUCCUUCUCAUUUAUAUGCCUUGGGUAGAAAGAUCGACCAAAGUGUUUUCUUGACAGUUGGAACAUACCUUAAACUCAGAAGAGGGAUUGUGAGUGACUAAACUGUUAUACAGAUUUACAUAUCUAAAGUCACUGCUAUUUUGCAUGGCUAUUUUCUUCCGUUUGGUUUUCCAUUAUUCUGAGGUUUCUUAUGUGUGAAAUGCUUGUUAUUCAUAGAUGUGUGUUCCCCACACAGUGUGAGGAUUAGGAAACUGACUUCUGUCAAAGGAAAAUCCACCAGCUUUAUUUCUUUCCCAACAACACAGAUUUCUGACUCUGUUCAUAAACUUAAUUAUGCCCAUCAACCCAACACAAUAAUCAUGACAGUAUAAAAAAAACUCCACCAGAAAACAACAGACCAAAACCCAGAGGAAAAUACAUUCCCCCCCCCAAAAAAACAACAACAACAAGGAGAAGACUUGUGACUUCAGUCUUGUAAGGGAUAUGAUUUUGCUAUUGUUCUUGAAAGAAAAGAAAAAAUAGAUUUAAGGUUUUUAGAUUUUGUGAGCAGCAUCUCACCAUUACCGGUAAUGAUAAAAAUAUUGUUGAUGUUAGGCCACCCACUGAAAAUAUCAGCACCUACUCUUCGAUCAGCAGGACUUAAAAACAUAAAAUUAGACUAUUAGGCUUCAGGUAUAAUAAUGAAAAUGUUUCUAAAAGGAUAUAUUUUGAUAUUAAUUGCCCAAAUACAAUACAAUACAAUACAAUAUGAUACAAUACAAUACAAUAAUGGCUUUUGUUGGAAGCAGGAUACUGGUAUAUAGAUGGAUUUGUCACUUUUCAAUUCAUGAUGCUCCCAAGUUACAAGAACCCACCAAAAAGUCUAUGUGGCCACUCUGUACCAGCAGUAGGAUGUAAUUCUUGCAUAUGUAUUAUAAAUCAUGUUUGUCUCUGAUAGUAGUUUGCACAGCCAUGUUCCAGAUGGGGAAUUAGGCAGAAGCAGUGAGUUGGCAUAUUAAGGAAUAAGAUAACAGAUGGAACCCUACCACAGAAUACACUGAGCUGGAUCAACGUAAACAAGCCAGUGUGGUUAACUAGUCCUAAAAUUCGCAAAAGGAAGAACAUAGUGUUUGAUCUAACUUGCAGCAUGGGAAGCCAAUCCUUUUAUGCCUCACAUCUUGAGUUUAUGUGUGGACUUGUGAAGAAAAAGGGCCUCACACAACCAUCACAUAAGAAAAGCAGUCCCAUGCUUCUCUUUUACAGAUGCAAAUCACAUGUCAGUGAAUCAAACCCAGUGCUGUUUUUUAAUAUAUACUGUAGGGUGAUUGAGAAAGCUUAAGGUGAGCUCACUUAAAUGAAAGGGACUGAGGCUGAGUAUUCGGUUGAGAUCAUAACUGGUAUUCUUUGUGUGGCCUUUUGUGUUGCUGGAUGAUGGAUUGAGAUCUUGACAACCUGCAUUCAAUAAUAUAACCAAAGCAAUAAAAGAUGUAUCAGGCAGUGAAUACUGGCCAGUUAUUUUCAACUCCACACCAUGUCAGUUCAGGACUCAUAUUGACCAAACUUUGGCUGGACCUAAGACUUGGUUUGCAAGGAUGGGAGAAGAGGGUGAAGUAGAGAUGUUGGUGUCUCCAUGAAGACCACUGACAAAAGAGUGUCUCACUCAGUUGGUGUUCGGAUGCUUCUGCACUUUCAUUUCUCUUUGCCUCUCUGUUUCUGCCUUCAGAAGUAGGGAUGUAUUUGAUAUCCAUUUAAUAUGAGUCCUGAGUCAACAUAGUGAGGAAAUCACUUGUUUGUGUGUAUGCAUGUAUCCUUGUUUAGAUGUCACAAAUACACUCUGUAGAAGAAUCAGCAAAAACAUGUUACAAUAUUGGUGCUGUGUGGACCAUGUACUUUAUAGAACUGUGUUUUCCACCUUGUAUUUUAAUAAAAGUGAAAGAAGAAGAAGACUCCUUUUUUCUGUUGUGGGUACAUGACACAGGUCCUAGUAGAACUCCAGGACCCUGAAGUGGUGAAAAGCCAUUUUAAACUGCCUUUGGAGAGGCUUGAUCACCAGUGAUUUAGGAGAACUAUGAAAGCAAUACAUUCAAUCUGUGAAUGAAAUAGUAAGUAAAAUAAUUGGAUGAGGCACAGGCAACACAAAGUUAAACACCAGGAUUGGGGGGGGGGGGUGUAGGACUUGGGAGUUCUGGUCUUCUUCAAGACAAAAUGGAAUGAAUUAAAUGGAGGAAGAGUGUCCUUCCCAUUAUAUUGAAGUGGCAAUGAUUCCUAGCUUCUGCUGUCGCCAUCAUGUCUGGCUGUCCAGAUGCUUGGGUGAGAAGAUGCAUCACCCACUAGUAACUAAAACAUCUGGCCUUGGUUGUGAAAUAGCAUGAAUCUGGGGUCACCAUAGGUCUUUUGAGCAGGAACUGGAAUGUGCAAAGCAGCCAGAGCAUUUAAGCCCAGGGAGUUGACAUUUUACGCUAUUAAACUCUUGAACAGGAUUGGGGAACCUGUGACCCUCCAGAUGUUGGGCUUCAAUACCCAUCACCCCUGACUGUUGGCCAUGCUGAUUGUGGCUGAAGGAGUCCAGCAACAUCUGGAGUUACCCAUCUCUGCCUCAGAGCCCUUAAGGGAGUCACCACAACUGCCUUUAAAUGAAAUCUUACGUUUAACUUUAUAUUCAUGUUUGCUUAUUGUCAGCCAGUUUUCUGGGAAGCCAGUUACCAGGUACAAAGCUGGGCUAUAAAUGCUUAAAAUAGAUAAAUAUAGCCUAUUGCGACAUUGUACAAACAAAAUGACUUUUGAACCUGAUUCCAAAGAGUGGAAUAUUUGAGAGCUGUUGUACUCGGGUCCUGCUUGCGGGUUUCCCACAGGCAUCUAUCUGGCUGGCCACUGACAAAACAGGAAGCUGGACUAGCAUACCUCCCAACACUUCUCUGAUGAAAAUAGGGAUGUCCUAUUAAAUAAUAAUAAUACUCCACCCAUCUGACUCUGGGCGGCUUCCAACAGAUAUAGGGUGGUACCUCGGUUUAUGAACACAAUUGGUUCCGGAAGUCUGUUCAUGAACUGAAGCGUUCAUAAACUGAAGCGAACUUUCCCAUUGAAAGUAAUGGAAAGUGGAUUAAUCCGUUCCAGACGGGUCCGCGGAGUACUCAACCUGAAGCGUACUUAACCCGAAGCAAGGGUGUAAUUGGUUCCCAAAGUCUGUUCAUAAACUGAAGUGUUCAUAAACUGAAGCAAACUUUCCCAUUGAAAGUAAUGGAAAGUGAAUUAAUCCGUUCCAGAUGGGUCCGCGGCGUUCGUAAACCAAAAAUUCGUAAACCGAGGUGUUCAUAAACCGAGGUUCCACUGUAAUAAUAAAACAAUAAACAUUAUACAGGGCUGCCUUCAGAUGUCUUCUAAAGAUUGUAUAGUUACUUAUCUCCUUGGCUCAGGGGUCACAUAACUCCAUACCCUCCAAGAGUUCUCCGAUGAAAAUAGGGAUGUCCUUAGGAAAAGUGGGACAUUCUGGGAUCAAAUCAGAAACUAGGAUGACUUCUCUAAAUCUGGGACUGUCCCUGGAAAAUGGGGACACUUGGAGGGUCUGGUAACUAGAUGGUACAUUGGCCUGAUUCAGCGGGGCUUUACUUAAGUUCUUAUGAUUCACAUAACAUCAGCAAAAUGACAAGUGUGUGUUUUGAAUGCUGAAGCUCCUAUGUUUAAUCCUCAACAUCUCCAGGUAGGGCUCAGAAAGUCUGCAACACUGGGACUCCACUGCCAAUCAGUACAGACAAUGGCCUGGUUCAAUAUAAGGCAAUUUCCUACUUCCCAGACAUGAAUGGCACCAGUCAUUAAAAUACUUCUAUAAGAAAUAAAUUCAUCAUUCGUUAACAGCUGACCAAUUAGUGAUAGCAUAGAAACGGAAAUUUACCAAAUCACCUACAGAAAAGGAUUGGUAUCUAUCUAUAUCUCUAUCUAUCACCAUAAAUUAGGGCUCAAAAUGAGAGGUGGAAAUCUGAUCACUUUACGAAAGACCAGUGGGUAAUAAUCGCAUACUGUAUUUGGAAAUGGGAGUAUCUCAAAUGAGCCAAAUGAGUACAAAACUAAUUUUUGUAUGAAUUGCUUUCUGUUUCCACUGUAUGCCCAGAGAACUAAAAUAAAUGUGAGCAAUAGGGAGGAGAAAGAAGGUAAAUGUAAUUGUAAGUGUACUUAUUAUCUUUUAAUUAUUUGUAGGGAGGGAACGGGAGUCCUGUGUUGUGUGUUUUGUGUAAUUGGUUACCAAAAAAAAAUCAAUAAGACAAAGUGUUCCACAGAUAAAUAAAUGACAAAAGUACCAAAUAAAGAAUGGUGGGGUGGGGGAGAGAAAUCUUGUCCAUCUAAGG
Messenger RNA from Zootoca vivipara (common lizard), 10153 nucleotides. RefSeq names its product iodothyronine deiodinase 2 (gene DIO2). The record is from RefSeq and is a predicted model, not a curated record. NCBI's taxonomy places the organism in Eukaryota, Metazoa, Chordata, Lepidosauria, Squamata, Lacertidae. Gene Ontology annotation, molecular function: thyroxine 5'-deiodinase activity. Gene Ontology annotation, biological process: thyroid hormone metabolic process.